UUCAAUGCUUGUUUUCUUCUGUGAUAGAGCGAAUGAUUUUGAAUGCUUUGUGCGUGGAUGAUGGUAAGAUUAAUUGUAUGUAGGGUAAACUGGUAUGCAGAUUCUAAAAGGAAUCUGCCACUUGUACUUGGCAUCUCGGUUAGCCUGAUCGUUUUUGCAGCAGUAGCGCUCUCGUUGCUUGUUUGGAGGAGAAGAGUGCGUUCACGGUCUCUACCGCUGAUUGCAGAUCGCGAUGAGAUAAUGAAAAUCGAAGGACGACCAACUCUAUUUUCUUACAAAGAGCUGAAGGACGCCACCAAAAACUUCCACAUUGACAGUAAGCUUGGCGAGGGCGGGUUUGGCAUAGUCUACAAGGGCAUUCUGUACGACGGGUCAGAGGUGGCCGUAAAGCAGCUGUCUACAAAAUCAAGGCAAGGUAACGAGGAGUUUCUGAACGAAGUCACGCUUAUCACGGGAGUGCAGCACCGCAACCUCGUCAAGCUUCGUGGCUGCUGCCUCAAGGGACGCGAACGGUUGCUUGUGUACGAGUAUCUGGAGAACAAGAGCUUAUACCAAGCUUUAUUCGACCCUGGGAAAAGACUGCAUUUAAAUUGGAGGACAAGGGUGAAGAUUCUGGUGGGCACUGCACGUGGCUUGGCGUACUUACAUGAGGGUUGCCAGGCACGCAUUGUCCAUCGUGACAUCAAGAGCAGCAACAUCCUUCUGGACAAGGAACUCAACCCGAAGAUUGCUGAUUUCGGAUUAGCCCGCUUGUUCACCGACGAUGAGAGUCAUGUCAGCACACGCGUCGCUGGAACUCUUGGUUACCUGGCUCCAGAGUAUGCAAUGCGAGGGCAGCUGACAGAAAAGGCUGAUGUUUUCAGCUUUGGUAUUAUGACGUUGGAAGUAGUCAGCGGCCGGAAAAACUUCAAUGCUCGUUUGCCAGUAGAGGAGACCUACCUUCUGGAUUGGACAUGGACGUUGCACGAUGGAGGCAACAUCUUGGCUGUGCUGGAUCCCUUGUUGAUGGACGAGCCAUACCCAGAAGAGGAGGUGAAACGAGUCACCGAGAUAGCUUUGUUGUGUACUCAAUCACUGGCGUCCAUGAGGCCCUCCAUGUCGCACGUUGUCUCCAUGCUAAUAGGCGAAUCUGAAGUGAAGACGAGCAACGCCACCAAACCGAGUAUACGGAUGUUUUCCUCCAGUCUGUUGCCGCCCUCCAGGCAAGGCUCGCUAUCAUGUGGCCAAUCUCAUUCAUCUUUCCACUCUAGAAUACCCAGCUCCACACAAAAUGGUAGUAGUAUCAGUAUAUUGAGUCCUAGAUGAAGUUGUUUGCACACACAGAAAAUUCCUAAGAGCCCUAAAUCCCGAGGAUUCCUUCCUCCACUUCUGGCCCUCUGUAAUAUAUGCUAUGCACAGUGCCACUUACACACAUCAGGCAUCGUGACAUCUCUUCUGAAAAUCCUUCCUGGGUCAAAAGCUUAUGUGCAUCUGACAAACUCUUCUCUCUCAGUUCUCCCCUGAUCAAUUCAUCUCAUGUAUUCGUUGCGUCUGUCUGCACUUUUAAAUCUUCAGUAAAUCAUGUCACCAUUUCAUUUA
Messenger RNA from Physcomitrium patens, 1578 nucleotides. RefSeq names its product cold-responsive protein kinase 1. Gene Ontology annotation, molecular function: protein kinase activity; ATP binding. Lineage: Eukaryota; Viridiplantae; Streptophyta; Bryopsida; Funariales; Funariaceae. Gene Ontology annotation, biological process: protein phosphorylation. The record is from RefSeq and is a predicted model, not a curated record.